This is a messenger RNA of Morus notabilis, 372 nucleotides long. RefSeq names its product putative ripening-related protein 1. NCBI's taxonomy places the organism in Eukaryota, Viridiplantae, Streptophyta, Magnoliopsida, Rosales, Moraceae. The record is from RefSeq and is a predicted model, not a curated record. The transcript has a single exon. The annotation marks the transcript as partial.
AUUUGUUCAUCACAUCAUGUUGAAGCUUCAAAAUGUCGUCUGAGCGGCAAAGUAAGAGGCAAGAAGCAUCCAUCAGGCAGCGAGUGUGACAACCGAUACCACCCCGAUGACACCCCGGUUGUGGCGCUGUCGACGGGGUGGUUCCACAGCGGAAGCAGGUGCUUCAACAACAUCACCAUACGCGCUAAGGGGAGAAGUGUGGUGGCCAUGGUUGUUGACGAGUGUGAUUCAUCUGUGGGGUGUGAUGCUGAGCAUGAUUACCAGUCUCCGUGCGCCAACAACAUCGUCGUCGCGUCGAGAGCGGUUUGGAAAGCUCUUGGCGUUAGUCGUGAGGAUUGGGGUGGCUUGGAUAUUACAUGGUCUGAUGCUUGA